Recurvomyces mirabilis is the source of this 1173-nucleotide messenger RNA. RefSeq lists its product as uncharacterized. Gene Ontology annotation, biological process: post-chaperonin tubulin folding pathway; tubulin complex assembly. The coding region runs from base 1 to 1173 and encodes 390 amino acids. The transcript is spliced from 2 exons. Gene Ontology annotation, molecular function: tubulin binding. Lineage: Eukaryota; Fungi; Ascomycota; Dothideomycetes; Mycosphaerellales; Teratosphaeriaceae. Gene Ontology annotation, cellular component: cytoplasm. The record is from RefSeq and is a predicted model, not a curated record.
AUGGCUUCCACAACGGCACAGAACACUGCUCGACGGCAAGGCUUCCCGGAGCUCACGCCAGCGAUCACAAAUGCAGAAAAGUUCUUCAGCUUCUUCCAGCAUGCUGUCACAGAUCUUCAAGAGCAGAUGGAAGCUUUGCAAAGCCACGGCACGUCGGGUGGCGAGCGAGCAGACGCCAUCGAACAUUGCCAAGCAAGCAUCACUCGUCUCUCGGAUGCAGUCAAGGAUGCUCAAACGAUGAUACCAGCUUACGAUCAACGAACAUAUGGCGAAGCGAUCAAGGCUCUGUCGACAAAACUCCAAGGUAUCAAGGAGACGCUCGCACCACGACCAAAAUUCGCAUUCAAAUCAGGACUGGCCUUCAGUCAAAAGAAGAACGCUUCAGCAAUCAGUCUAAAUGAUGCAGCAGAGCUCGCCGAGCAAAGACGACGAUGCGUUCCGGGCUAUGUGCCAGCGUCGUCGAACGAGUCGAGUAUAGCCACUACACCAGCACACUUGCGCUCACCCGCCCCAGAAUUGGCAGAUGACCCAGUGCAAAACGAACCGGGCGCAAGCAGAUCGAUACCAGACACAACCCGCAUCCGCCAACCGUCGUUCUCCCAGAGCACAUCAGUGAAGCUUGACAACCACGAGGGCCUACACAUCAUCCUCCCGCCUUCAGCCAGCCACGCCACAAGCUCCGGCACACUCUCGAAUCUUCAUCGCUGCGUAAUAGAUCUCAGCUCACCAACACAACUCGCGCACCCGUUCGCCGGCCUCACCCUGAAGAACAUCUCGAGCUCGCUAAUAAUCUGCGGUCGUGUAAGCGGCGCAAUUCAUCUUACCAAUAUCACAAACUCCGUCAUCGUAGUAGCGAGCAGGCAAUACCGUAUGCACGAAUCCCGGAAUUGCCACAUCUAUCUCCACACGUUUAGUCGGCCGAUCAUCGAAGACUGCAGCGCGAUACACUUCGCUCCGAUACCGGAUAUGUACCUCAGAGACGAGGACAGAGGAGCAGAGAAUCAGUUUGCGAUGGUGGAUGACUUCAAGUGGCUGAGGCAGGAACAGAGUCCGAAUUGGAGUCUACUGAAUAUGCGGCGUAGAGUGAGAGAGGAGGUAUGGAAAGAUGUCGUGAGAGGUGGGCCUGGUUUGGGGGUAGACGACGUACUAAGGGCUGUCAACUUACCUGGGUGA